AUGGAAUUCGAAGCAGAGAUCCGUCCCGAUCUGAUCGGAGCGAUCAUUGAGGGGAUCGAUCAAGUUAUUGCUGCCAUUGGAAAGCAGGCAGCAAAAGCAAUCCAGGACAUUGAGAAGGAUCUCCAGUGCCAGGUUGACAAGAAAACAUCCGAGUUGCGCGCAAUGGAAGAGGAACUGAACCUUCUUAAACAAAAAGUCGAGGAAGAAAAAUUUGCAAUCGGAGAAGAGGAGACCGAGCGAAAGUUUAUGGAUAAAAUACGCGAGAAAGAGCUUCAGUACAGGCGCAGGGAAGAAGCAGAGCGCCAGAGACAGAAUGAUUUAAAGGAAAAGAAGAGGUUGGAAGACGAGAAAGAAAAAUCAUUCGGUGAUAAAUUGAGGAGCAAACAAGAGGCGGACGGGAGUUGGGCGUGUUGGGAGGCAGAGAAAAAACGCCAAUCGGAGGAGGUCGAGAGGCGCAGGCAGAAUGCAUGGCGCGAAUGGGAGAAGCCAUGGUACUGGGGACAACUCCUUGAGAUCGCCUUCUUGAACAGGUUGACAACGGCUGCAGAUGCUGAGCUAGAAUUAAUCCGCGCAAUGAAAGCAGUUGAUCAUGCACCGGAGAGGGUGUUUAAAUCCGAGGAAGAAAAGCUCAGAAAGGCCCGUCAGCAACUGGAAGAAAACAGAGGCCACAUUACGGAGAAAGAGGAGGAGUUACAGAAAGAAGUCGAGAGGUUAGACGGCGAGCUGCGAACAAGGCCCUUCGCGGAGGCGUAUGACAAGAAGCUGCAAGAGCACGAAAGUGUCAAGGCUGUGGUGGAGAGUAUUCAGAAUACGUUGAAAGAGUCCGGACAGGGCAUUCCGGCCGUCGAACACAUUGUUGUGUAUGGUUCUACCGACGUUGUCAAGAACAAGCCACUCACGUUCAAAGUCCUCAGUUUUCAAUGCUUCCACCUUACUUGUCUAAUCUUCGGUUACAUGUGUCCUGCAAAAAUUGGUCUGGGAGAUAACUGGUUGCCAUGUGUAUUUCGACACUAUAUCGCAUUCUUCGUCGCCUUCACGUAG
Molecule: messenger RNA, 1041 nt
Organism: Aspergillus udagawae
Lineage: Eukaryota; Fungi; Ascomycota; Eurotiomycetes; Eurotiales; Aspergillaceae
Exons: 6
Coding region: 1-1041 (346 amino acids)
Source: RefSeq, a predicted model, not a curated record